Maylandia zebra (zebra mbuna) is the source of this 1518-nucleotide messenger RNA. Its product is annotated as alcohol dehydrogenase class-3. The record is from RefSeq and is a predicted model, not a curated record. Lineage: Eukaryota; Metazoa; Chordata; Actinopteri; Cichliformes; Cichlidae. Gene Ontology annotation, biological process: formaldehyde catabolic process. Gene Ontology annotation, molecular function: S-(hydroxymethyl)glutathione dehydrogenase [NAD(P)+] activity; alcohol dehydrogenase (NAD+) activity; zinc ion binding. Gene Ontology annotation, cellular component: cytosol.
GCACCGGGCAGUCUCGGAAAGUGUCGUAAAUGCGCUGACAGAGCUAAACCAUUGAAGAAAAACUAGAAUUAGAAGAGGGUGCAACCUGUCUGCUGUUUGACUCGGCUGUUUUAUAUGAAGACAGCAUCUGUCAACAAUGGCAACAGUUGGAAAGGUGAUCACAUGCAAGGCAGCUGUUGCGUGGGAGCCCGGGAAGCCUCUUUGUAUUGAAGAAGUGGAGGUGGCACCACCUAAAGCUCAUGAAGUCCGAAUUAAGGUUGUUGCCACAGGUGUGUGCCACACAGACUGGGAAUACCUGUUUGAGACUGGAAAAGGGAUGAAAUUCAGACCAUUCCCUUUGGUACUUGGUCACGAGGCAGCUGGCAUAGUGGAGAGCACUGGCCCAGAAGUCACCAGAUUCUCCCCGGGGGACAAAGUUAUUCCUCUUUUUCUGCCAUACUGUGGGGAAUGUGAACGCUGUCUAAGUCCAAAAACAAAUCAUUGCAAGAAAAACUGGACAAAUAUGCAAGCUGGAAUUUUGGCUGAUGGGACUAGCAGGAUAUCUUGCAAGGGACAGCAGGUUUACCAGUUCCUUGGAGUCAGUUCUUUCUCUCAAUACACUGUGGUCCCCGACACCUCGGUUGCAAAGAUAAGAAGCGAUGCACCGCUAGACAAAGUCUGUCUGCUUGGAUGUGGUGUCUCCACGGGUUAUGGAGCUGCUAUUAAUGCAGGCAAGGUUGAAAAAGAUUCCUCGUGUGCCGUUUUUGGGCUUGGAGCUGUCGGGCUGGCUGCUGUCAUGGGUUGCAAAGUUGCCAUGGCGAGAAGGAUCAUCGGGGUUGACAUCAACCCUGACAAGUUUGAGAAAGCCCGACAGUUUGGAGCGACAGACUGCAUAAACCCAAGAGAUUACAGCAAGCCUAUCCAAGAGGUUGUGGUGGAGAAGACAGGUGGAGGUGUGGACUAUGCGCUAGAGUGUGUUGGAAGUCCAGCUAUCAUGAAUGCUGCAUUUGAGUCCACAAGAGAUGCCUGGGGUACUUGCGUCAUUGCUGGAUGGACAGAGACAGAAGUAAUGAGCAUUUCAGUUGAAAAGCUUCUCAUGGGACGUACCUUAAAGGGCACUUAUUUUGGAGGGUGGAAGAGUGUGAAGGAUGUGCCUAAACUGGUGGAUGACUACAUGAAUCACAAGUUGAAACUGGAUGAGUUUAUUACGGAGAAGCUCCCGCUGGUUCAAAUCAAUAAGGCCUUUGACCUUUUAAAAAGUGGUAAAAGCAUCCGCACUGUCGUCAGCCUUCAAGAUUCUUAAACAAAGGAUAAACCUUUAAUGUCUGCUCAUAAAAUGAAGUAUUCUGUCACUUUUAUAACAUUUUGCAUUGUUUUUGUCAUUUUUGUGUUAGUUUGACAAUUACAAUAUUUUCCAUGCUCGGCUUUGUAGGAAAUGACAUGCCACCAUCUGCCACUAGAUGGCAGUCGUGUAAAAGCUUUGAUGUUUAGGUCCACUAAAGGCAUCAUCUCAAUAAAAACAGGUUUUCAGUGUGCAAA